This is a messenger RNA of Cynara cardunculus var. scolymus (artichoke), 2606 nucleotides long. RefSeq names its product DEAD-box ATP-dependent RNA helicase 39. The record is from RefSeq and is a predicted model, not a curated record. Lineage: Eukaryota; Viridiplantae; Streptophyta; Magnoliopsida; Asterales; Asteraceae. The transcript has 10 exons. The coding region runs from base 38 to 1981 and encodes 647 amino acids. Gene Ontology annotation, molecular function: nucleic acid binding; RNA helicase activity; ATP binding.
AGUCUGCAAUAGCCAACUCCGGUCGAUUUUGGAAAAAAUGGGAGGAACUGCAAGAAUCCUAACCCUCUCCAUAUCUUCUACCUCCAUCCCCCGCCUCUCCUUUUCUUCUACCUCCAUCACCCGCCUCUCCUUCUCUCUUCCCUCUUUUCCCAAACGCCACCCGCCUCGUAGGGUUUAUCAAGGGUAUAGGGCCCUCUCCUCCAUUGCCGCCGCCCCUAUUACAGACGAAGCAUCAUUAGAAUCAUCAAAACACUCUAUCCUCCUUGAACGCCUUAGAAUCAGACACCUCAAAGAUUCGGUAGGUAGUACUAACAAAAGUAAUGGUAAGAAGCCACAGUCGAUACUGGGCCAGGAGAGUGAGAUUGACGAUGGGUCUUCCAAGAACAAGGAGAAAGUGUUGAGCUUUUCGGAAUUGGGGUUGAGUGAGGAGGUUUUGGCUGCUUUAGGGGAGAUGGGUAUUACAGUACCCACUGAGAUUCAGAGUUUGGGGAUACCUGCCGUUCUUGAUGAAAAAAGUGUGGUUUUGGGGUCUCAUACUGGCUCUGGGAAGACUCUUGCUUACUUGUUGCCUCUGGUUCAGUUGUUGAGACAGGACGAGGCAUUAAAUGGCAUGGUGAUGAAGCCCAGGCGUCCGCGUGCUGUUGUCCUCUGCCCAACACGGGAGUUAUGUGAACAGGUAUUCAGUGUUUCAAAGUCUAUUAGUCAUCAUGCUCGAUUCAGGUCAACAAUGGUUAGUGGUGGUGGUCGUCUAAGACCCCAAGAGGACGCACUGAAUUCACCAAUCGACAUGGUGGUGGGAACACCUGGCAGGGUUCUUCAACAUAUUGAAGAGGGCAACUUGGUGUAUGGUGAUAUCAGAUAUCUGGUGUUGGAUGAGGCAGACACCAUGUUUGAUCGGGGGUUUGGUCCAGAUAUUCGCAAGUUUCUUGGCCCAUUGAAAAACCGUGCACUUAAAGCAGAUGGUCUAGAUUUUCAAACUGUUUUGGUGACUGCGACAAUGACAAAAGGCGUGCAGAAGCUAGUUGAUGAGGAGUUUGAAGGGAUUGAACAUCUUCGCACUUCAACUCUGCAUAAAAAGGUUGCUUCUGCUCGCCAUGAUUUUAUCAAGCUUUCGGGUUCAGAAAACAAGCUGGAAGCAUUGCUACAGGUUCUCGAGCCAAGUUUAGCGAAGGGAAAUAGAGUGAUGGUGUUCUGUAAUACGUUGAAUUCUAGCCGUGCAGUGGACCAUUUCCUUAGUGAAAACCAACUCGCUACUGUUAACUAUCAUGGUGAGGUACCUGCUGUUGAAAGAGUUGAAAACCUAAAAAAGUUCAAAAGUGAUGACGGAGAUUGCCCCACGCUCGUUUGUACGGAUUUGGCAGCUCGAGGAUUGGAUUUGGAUGUCGAUCAUGUUAUUAUGUUUGAUUUUCCCUCGAACUCUAUUGAUUAUCUUCAUCGGACUGGGAGGACUGCUCGCAUGGGUGCAAAAGGAAAGGUAACAAGCCUAAUUACAAAAAAGGACCUCACUCUAGCCAACCGUGUUGAGGAGGCCAUGAGGAAAAACGAGAGCUUAGAGUCUCUCACCAUAGAUAACGUUCGAAGAGACAGUGGCAGGCCGAAACUGCAAGACCAUAAAGCAAAAGGUACAAGGCCAGUCAAAGUGUCCUCCGAUCAAAGAAGCAACAAAACUUUUUCGUCUGCAAAAUCACCCGCCAAAAGCUUCUCGAUGCCUAAAUCUGGUAAAUCUGUCACCUUUUCCAAAUCACCCACUAAAAGAACUUCACCAGGCCCCAAAUCUGGUAAAGCAGUAGCCUUUUCCAAAUCUAAGAAAACAACGGCUAACCCUUCCUCCAAACCACCCACGUUUUCAAAACCAAACAGCUCUAAAAGACCUAUCGUGACAGCUGGUGGGAAAACUCGCUCAAUUGGCCAGAAAGCCGGUGUUGUGAAAUCUCCUUCAAAGCUGAAUGUUGUCGGAUUCAGGGGACGGAGUUCUUCAUAAGAUUGAACGAGGGCUAGUUCAAUCACUACAUAAAAAGACAGUUUAUUGAAUCUUGGUGUUUAUUUCCAGGUAAGAGCGAGUAGUCUUGGUUUUGUAGGAGCGAUAUUUCCUUGAGAGUCGUAAAUUAUGACACCGGAGAAAUCCGGUAGUUGACACUUGCCGCCCAUCAGUAUAUUCUUUUGCCAAACGGAUUCUUCUUCUUCUUCUUCUUCUUCUUCUUCUUCAUCUUGAAAUCCAUUGAGUUGUAUAACAGGUUCUUCGUAACUGUAACUGUAGCAAGCUUUUAAAUGAUGAACCCAUUUUCGUGAAUGGCCGGCACACAUGAACAAUGUCAAGGCACAGAAGAAAACUGAGCCAAUGGCUAAGCAGAGGUGUGAUGCCCCCUCGGUUAGAGGGUGGCUCGGUAGCGGGCGAGCCAUUGUUGGUUUUGGUUUUGGUUUUGGUUUGUAGUUCCUUCCUGGCUUGAUGUAAAAGAUGAUGCUUAUGUUUUAUAGUGUAAUAUUGUGGGGGUAGGUUUAGAGGGUUUGUUGAUGUGGGUAAUGGUUUAAGUUUUGUGGUUUUGGUGGCUUAACGUAUAACAUGGAACUGCUUUAUUUGCAUUCGAGAACAAUAAUAUGCUUUGUUG